Messenger RNA from Rosa chinensis, 3516 nucleotides. RefSeq names its product probable leucine-rich repeat receptor-like serine/threonine-protein kinase At3g14840. Bases 212 to 3283 code for a protein of 1023 amino acids. Gene Ontology annotation, molecular function: ATP binding; protein kinase activity; protein binding. Gene Ontology annotation, biological process: protein phosphorylation. The transcript is spliced from 24 exons. Lineage: Eukaryota; Viridiplantae; Streptophyta; Magnoliopsida; Rosales; Rosaceae. The record is from RefSeq and is a predicted model, not a curated record.
ACAGAAACUCUAGAACUGACUUUGGUGAGCGACCUCAUUCUAAGUCUUCCCCGUUCUCUCUAACCAAUUUCUUUUGUACCCCAUCACUUCUUUCAUAUAGACUUAUCAGUUCAGGUUAUAUAACUCAGCAUUUUAUUCGUCCUAGCCGGGCACUAGAGAUUCCCUUCAAUUGUUAAACGUUUUGGCCAUAUACAAUUGAGCCGGCCAAAAUAUGACUUGCACAUUCUUCUUCCCUAGGCUUCUUGUUCAUUCUAUCUUGCUGGUUAUCUAUGCAAGCUUUGCUUUCGGAGCUAAGCGAUUAUCAGAAGAUGAAGUACAAGCUUUAAAGAUCAUGGGAAAGACACUGGGAAAGGACUGGGAUUUCACUGCAGAUCCUUGUAGCGAAGCAUCUGGAUGGAUUACUCCCUCAACAAAUAGCUCAUUUGCGAACAACGUCACCUGCGGCAAUUGUAGUACUGCUGGCGAUGAUCAGAUCUGCCAUGUUACAAACAUACUUUUGAAAUCUCAGAAUUUGCCGGGAAAACUCCCGCCAGAGUUGAUCAGGCUCCCCUAUCUCCAGGAAAUUGAUCUCUCCCGCAACUACCUGAAUGGCACCAUCCCUCCAGAAUGGGGUGCCCUGCCACUACUUAACAUUUCCCUUGUAGGAAACCGUUUGACAGGUUCUCUACCUGUUGAGCUUGCAAACAUCACCACCCUGAAAAGUUUGGCCAUCGAUUUCAAUAGCUUCUCUGGAGUUCUUCCUGUUCAGCUUGGGAACUUGCCCAACAUAGAAAGAAUGCUUCUUACCUCAAACAACUUUACUGGGGACUUGCCGGAAACAUUUGCAGGGCUUACUACGCUAAAAGACUUUCGGAUUAAUGACAAUUCCUUUUCUGGAAAGAUACCUAAUUUUAUUCAGAAUUGGACAAAUCUUGAAAAACUUGCGAUUCAGGCUAGUGGCUUGACCGGGCCCAUUCCUUACGGCAUUUCUCUUUUGACAAAAUUAACUGACAUGAGAAUUACUGACUUGAAUGGCCCUGAAUCAUCAUUUCCUCCACUUGAGAAUAUGAAAAAACCAAAGAUACUGAUGUUGCGGAAUUGCAAUAUUAGUGGACAGCUACCUGCAUAUCUUGGGGGAAUGACAACUUUGAAAACUUUAGACCUCAGCUUUAACAAGCUAACCGGAGAAAUUCCAAGCAGCUUUUCUGGUCUAGCAAAAAUUGAUUACAUGUUCUUGACUGGAAAUAUGCUCACUGGAUCUGUGCCAGAUUGGAUGAAUAGAGGAGGCAACAUUGAUCUUUCAUACAACGACUUCACCACUAAGUCAGAGGCUGUCAGUUGUGAAGGCGGCUUGAACUUGUUUGCAAGCUCUUCCGGGGGCAACACUACAUCUGUUUCAUGUCUGAAAAUUGCAAAAUGUCCAAAACCUUCGUUCUCUCUCCACAUAAAUUGUGGCGGAAAAGAAGUAACUCUCAGUGAAAAUUUCACAUGGCCUAUAAUGGCAACAUAUGAGGAUGAUACAGAUAACUCUGGGCCUUCAAAAUUUUACCAAAGCAGAACAAAUUGGGCGUCAAGCAACACUGGUUACUUUCCUGAUGAUGAUCGUACUACAGAUACCUUUAUCUGGCCUAAUUCAUCUAGACUCUCUAUAACCAAUAAUCCUCAGCUGUAUUUGAAUGCACGCCUUUCUCCUAUUUCUCUAACUUAUUAUGGGUUUUGCCUGGGAAAUGGAAUCUACACAGUAAACCUCCAUUUUGCCGAGAUAAUGUUUACAAAUGAUAAAACAUAUAGCAGCUUGGGAAGGCGUAUAUUUGAUAUUUAUAUCCAGGGGUUACUAGUGCUGAAGGAUUUUAACAUUGCGAAUGACGCAGGAGGGUUUGGUAUAGCAGUCGUAAAAAACUUCACUGCUAAUGUAACUAGUAAUACCUUGGAGAUCCGUUUAUUUUGGGCUGGGAAAGGGACAACAGGCAUCCCUGACAGAGGACACUAUGGUCCUCUGAUAUCAGCUAUUUCUGUAGAUCCCAACUUUAAACCCCCGAAAGAGGCCUUGACAGGAGGUGGAGGUGGAGGUGGAAGUGGAAUACCUAUAGGUGUAGUAGUUGGAAUUGUGGUUGGGGGAAUCUUCAUUAUACUACUUAUUUUUGGUAUUCUUUGGUGGAAAGGCUUUCUAAGACGAGAAAGGACUCUUGAACAAGAUUUAAAUGGUGUGGACUUGCAAACCAGUAAAUUUACCUUGAGGCAAAUCAAAGCUGCGACAAAUGACUUUGACCCAGCUAAUAAGAUUGGAGAAGGUGGUUUUGGUCCUGUUCACAAGGGCCUUCUAUCAGAUGGCACCAUAAUUGCUGUUAAGCAGCUUUCUGCCAAAUCAAAGCAAGGGAAUCGUGAAUUUGUGAAUGAGAUUGGCAUGAUUUCUGCUUUGCAACACCCUCAUCUUGUCAAGCUCUAUGGAUGCUGCAUUGAAGGAAAUCAAUUGUUUCUUAUUUACGAGUACAUGGAAAAUAAUAGCCUUGCACGGGCCUUGUUUGGCCCGGAAGUAAGUCAGUUGAAGUUAGAUUGGCCAACAAGGCACAAUAUCUGUGUUGGUAUUGCAAGAGGUUUGGCCUUCCUCCAUGAGGAGUCAAGGUUGAAGAUCGUUCAUCGAGACAUCAAAGCUACUAAUGUGCUACUUGAUAAAAAUCUUUUCCCGAAGAUAUCUGACUUUGGCCUAGCCAAGCUUGAUGAAGAUGAUAAUACCCACAUAAGCACCCGGAUUGCUGGAACUUAUGGAUAUAUGGCACCUGAAUAUGCGAUGCGUGGCUAUCUAACUGAUAAAGCCGAUGUUUAUAGUUUUGGAAUUGUUGUACUGGAAAUUGUUAGUGGGAGGAGCAAUACAACUUACCGGACAAAGGAAGAAUGCUUUUAUCUUCUUGAUUGGGCACUUCAUCUAAAAGAGAAAGGGAACAUCCUGGAACUAGUUGAUCCAAGGUUGGGUUCAGACUUUAACAAAGAAGAAAUGAUGAUCACAAUCAAUGUGGCUCUUCUUUGCACUAAUGUCAUUGCAGCAGAUAGGCCUACGAUGUCUUCAGUGGUGAGCAUGCUUGAAGGCAAGGCUUCUGUUCAAGAGUUGGUCAUGGAUCCUAAUGCGUCGAAGGAUGAGAUCAAUGAAAUGAGGAAACAUUUUCAGUCCAUUGUUGCAGAAAACACGAGUGAGAAUAGUCAGAGGCAAACUAUGUCAACCGAAGGGCCUUGGACUGCUUCAUCUACAUCAGCUAAUGAUCUUUAUCCAGUCCAUCCUGAUUCAAAUUACUUGGAGAACAGAAAUUAGAGAAACUGAGCAAACUGUCUUCACUUUGUUACCGGUAUAUAUAUGUUCAUAAACCAUUUCAACUUAUUUCUUUUCGAAAUAUAGUGAAUGAAUGUUCACAGAAGAACGUAGGUUCUUAUAUAGCAUAGCAAUUGUUGAUUGUGAAGUAAGUUGUUCACAGUACCAUCUUUUCAGUUUAUUGAACUGAAUUUCUCUUCUGAUUACCUACUCUGGAAUAAAUCAUUUUGGAUUAA